UUAGAAUGUACACAAUGUACGCACGAUUUGUUCCUUCUUUUGUUAAUCUCGCGUGGUUGUAUUAUGACAGAUCAACGUAAUUGUCAUUUAUUCAGACGCAUACCGUUACGAGUGUAACGAAAAUCGGGAGAAAAGAAGAAGGAUUUUGAUAUAUACACACGAACACGUAGUUUUAUUCGGUGUAUCCAAUGCAAUCCAACGAAGUUCAAGAAUUACAACAAAUUCCGCAAUUUAUCCCCGGCCCUCCGCAAUUGCCGACUUUAGUCAAAGGGCAGAAAGUGAAAUCCGGACCAUAUACUAUCACGGUAACUGAUGCAAUGGUAGCACGGAGAGAAAGAGAGAAUCUAGAAUUGUACAAAGCUUGGAUACAUGAACAGCGCAGGAGAAAUAUGCUACCAGAGGAAAAUGCGGAUGAAUACAUAGGUGACUUCAAGCAAGUGAUGGUAAGAAGGAACUUUGUGCGCAAAGUUUUCUGUCUCGUCAUGCUGCAGCUGGUGUUAACCAUGUGUGUCGUAGCUGUCUUUAUGUUCAUUGUUGAGGCACAAAAAUUUAUGAUAUUACACUGGUAUCUGUGGAUUAUCGCCUUCAUAGUCUUCACGAUAACAUAUUGUGCUGUAUCUUGUUCGAUGCAUAUCAGGCGAACAUCUCCGUACAAUUACAUAUGUUUGUUCUUCCUGACAUUAGCAAUAUCCUAUUUGACCGCAGUCAUCUCUGUGUUUUAUGACAUUGAAGUGAUCCUUAUCACUUUGGGCAUGACAGCCAUGGUUAUAAUAAUAAUAAUUUUUGUAGCAACAUUCACCAAGUUUGACAUGACAAUGAGACGAGGCUUACUGAUGGUAUUUACCUGGGUUGUGAUUAUCUCGAUGGUCGUAGCGCUAAUAAUCAUGUUGUUUACUUAUGUACAUGUCCUUCGAUUGUUUAUUUCAAUUAUCGUAACGCUGCUGUUAUCCAUGUAUCUAUACUUUGAUGUACAGACUAUCAUGGGUGGACGCAGAAUAGAAUUAUCUCCUGACGAGGUCGUUUUCGCAGCUACGCAAAUUUAUGUUGACAUUAUACUGUUGUAUCAAUAUAUAUUAAUGUUCAUGGGCUUCUUCCAUGAUACAUGAUAUUAUCUCAAGAUAUAUUACAUAUUAUAUACUAUAUUGAUA
Harpegnathos saltator (Jerdon's jumping ant) is the source of this 1148-nucleotide messenger RNA. RefSeq names its product protein lifeguard 3. Bases 189 to 1106 code for a protein of 305 amino acids. The record is from RefSeq and is a predicted model, not a curated record. The transcript is spliced from 7 exons. Gene Ontology annotation, biological process: negative regulation of apoptotic signaling pathway. NCBI's taxonomy places the organism in Eukaryota, Metazoa, Arthropoda, Insecta, Hymenoptera, Formicidae. Gene Ontology annotation, cellular component: Golgi apparatus; membrane; endoplasmic reticulum.